CUCACUCACUAGCAAUGGCUCAUAUUUCACAAAUCUCUUCUUUUCUCUCAAUAGUUUUAAUCUUCCUCGCAUUAUGCAUCACUCUCUUCACGAACCCUACUCUCUCACUCCCAGCCCUAAAACUUAACCCUUUCCAAGACUUUUGUGUAGCUGAUCUCCAAGCUACCCCAACUAACAGUGGUUACCCUUGCAAGUCACAAGUCACCUCUGAAGACUUCUUUUAUUCCGGCUUGAACACUCCUUUAAACACCUCGAACCCAAAAGGUAUUGCCGCUAAUCCAGCCAAUCUCUUGACCUUUCCAGGCCUAAACACUUUGGGAAUAUCCAUGUAUAACGUUGCAAUUGCACCUGGAGGAUACAACCAACCUCACUCUCACCCCGGUGUAACCGAGGCAGGGGUCGUGAUCGAAGGCUCGGUCUUGGUUGGGUUCUUAACGACUAACUACACGUUGUACUCGAAGGUUAUUGGACCCGGUGAUAUGUUUGUGAUUCCUCCGGGACUCAUUCAUUACGAGGGGAACGUUGGGAAAACGCAAUGCCGUCUUUUGACGGUGGUUGCUGACGACUUGCCUAGCGAGGUUGGUGUGCCUCACACUCUGUUGGCUACGAAACCCGCGAUUCCAAACGAGGUAUUGAUAUCGGCGUUUAAGGCGGAUAGUAAAACAAUCAACAUGCUCAGGUCAAAGUUUACUGCUUAAAAUAAUGGUCUCUAUAUGGUUCCUCUAAAAAUGUAAUCUUUUAUGAGUUUACUUAAAUGAAUAACAAAAGUCAG
Arabidopsis thaliana (thale cress) is the source of this 772-nucleotide messenger RNA. Its product is annotated as RmlC-like cupins superfamily protein. The transcript has a single exon. Bases 15 to 698 code for a protein of 227 amino acids. Gene Ontology annotation, cellular component: apoplast. The record is from RefSeq and is marked reviewed. Gene Ontology annotation, molecular function: manganese ion binding. Lineage: Eukaryota; Viridiplantae; Streptophyta; Magnoliopsida; Brassicales; Brassicaceae.